AUGGCUAAUCCUUUUCUCAUGGACGAUGAUCUCGAUGGCGGCGAUGUAGCCGUCAAUCCCUUCUUGAUGCACAGUGAACCGGAUGCAGCGGGAGGCGAAUCAGCGGAGAACCCCUUUGGCGAAUCCGCCUCCAAUCCCUUUGCCUUUGGCGGCGAUGAACUGGAAACGGAGACAGCCGAACAUGUGCCUGAUAUUGAUCCGGCGAUGAGUUUCUUUGGCACCACCAUCGAGGCAGAGGACGAUGCACUGAGUCUCAAGUCCGCUGCCGAGGAGGAUGAUGAGGGCAAGAAGCAAGCAGGUGGAGGAGCACCACCGCCUCGACCACAGCCACCACAGAGCACACAGGAGCUGAUCAACACGGUGUCCAGUCAGCUGGACGAGACCAGCUCAGAGCUGUUGGGUCGCAUACCCGCCACACGUUCGCCCAGUCCCAUCUCCAUGCGGGAUCUUCACUCACCUAGUCCCACGCCCGACUCGGGACUGGCCGAUCUCCUGGACGUCGAUGUGGAUGUGUCGGACAGUGGCUCCAGUGCCAAUACUCAAGGCAUUGAGACGGAUCUCAUGGACAAUCCCUUUGGUGUGCCAACGGCGUUGCCCAAUCUGCAGGGCGCGGCACCGUUGCCAUCACCGGCCAAGCAGCAGCCACCGCGUCCGCCACCGCCGCGUCCAGCGCCCCCAAGGCCAACACCGCCGCCACAGCUGAUGCAGGGUCAGCAUGGACAACAGCAACCGGCGCCGCCGCAACGUCCGCCACCACCAUCAGCCCAACCGGCGCCAGCUCCUGCUCCCGCACCUGCCGCUGACGAUCUGCUAGACAUGUUUGGCAGCAGCAGCAAGCCAGCGAAACCGCCGCCACCCAAGACCAAGGAGGAUAUACUCAGCCUGUUCGAGCAGCCAGCGGCGCCAGCUGCCAAACCCGAUUUGCUCAACGACGAUCUGCCCGAGCAGCAGCAGCAGCAACCUCAGCAGGCGAAUGGAGCUCGAGAUGAGCCCAUCUUUAGUUCGCUGCUGAUACGACCGGACGAUAGCACCCAUGACAUUACCUCACAGCCACAAGCGGCAACCUUGGCGCACAUUGCGGCACCGCCGGAGGCUACGCAGCGCCAGCGAGCGCCCACGCCGGACAUUGAGAUCACCACGGUGGAGGAUCUGCCACGUUCCGACGAUGAGGAUGAGGAGCCGGAGCCAACGCCCGUGAAGGUUGAAGCCGAACCCGAGCCUGAGCAGCCUGCUGAACCGGAAUUGCAACUGGAGCUGGAGACGCAGGCUGAACCGGUUGUCGAAGUUGAACCGGAGCCAGAGCCGGAACCCGAACCGAUUGCCAUUGAGUCGGAUCAGAGUCCUCCCACAGAGUCGGCGGCCACCACUCAAGCGGCGAAUGUGGAGCUGGGCAGCGAUGAACCGGAGCAAAUGGACACUGGACUGGAUUUCCCGGGGUUGGCGAGUGGACAGCUCUCGGCGAAUCCGUUUGCCAGUCCCGAGGAGGAGGACGAACCAAGUUUUGCCCCUGCGCCAAUUGUCAGCAACAUUUUCGCGGUGGACGAGCCGGAAACGGAGCCACAACCGCCGGAAGUGCAACCCCGACAGGCUCCGGCAGUGCCACCUGUCAGCAGCUAUGUGAGCAACAUCUUUGCCGUUGAGCCAGAUGAGUUCGAUGCGUUCUCAGCCAAGUUUGAUUCCGUGAAGAAGGACAACAUCAGCAUACUGGAUGGGUUCGGUGGCGGCGGCUCGGGUGCAAUAACACCCACUGGAGGAGAUGCUUGGGGUGACAGCGCUUUUGGCUCUGCGACGACAACGGCCAACGCCUUUGGUGAGGUGAACUCGGCUGAUGAUGGCUUCGGCAAUGAGGACGAUGACUUCUAUGCGAUGCAGGCGCCGGCACGUGCCGAUUCAGUGGAGUCCGUGGACAAAGAGUUUAGCGUGGUCAUACGACCCAAGGCCGAAGGCUCUUCCGGGGUAGCACCACAGCUGGCGCCACCGCCGCCACCGGCUCGCGGUGUAGCUGUAACAGCGACAACGCCACCGGCAGUUAAUCCCUUCGAGGAUGUGAGCGGUUUCCCAGCGCCACCGGCAGCCGCUCCUAAUGCCGAGGGCAGCAUCAAACGCACCGAUUCGCAGGACACACCGCAGACGCCGCUGUACGACGAGGAUGUGUCACAGCCGCUGGAGGAAUUCCCGCGACUACAUUACGUCGGACCCGGAUGGGAGAUGCAGCUGCGUCAGCCGAACAAGAAGAAGAUCACCGGCCAACGGUUCUGGAAAAAGAUCUUUGUACGUCUCGUCGUGCAGAACGAUGUGCCCGUGGUGCAAUUACUCAAUCAGGCUGGGGACAAACAACCGUUCCAGGAGCUGCCACUGCAACCAUCAUAUUCGGUAUCAGAGAUCGGAGCCCAACAGUACGAUCAGUUCGGCAAGAUCUUCACCAUGAAGCUGCAGUACAUCUUCUACAAGGAGCGUCCGGGCGUGCGACCCGGUCAGGUGACCAAAGCAGAACGCAUCACCAACAAGCUGACAAAGUUUGCACAAUACGCCAUCGCCGGCGACUACGAAGGCGUCAAGGAGUUUGGCAGCGAUCUCAAGAAACUCGGCUUGCCCGUCGAGCAUGCACCGCAAUCGUCGCAGCUCUUUAAGAUCGGUUCGAUGAACUACGAGGAUAUGAAACAGUUUUCCGUAUGCAUUGAGGAGGCGCUCUUCAAGCUGCCCGCGUUGCGAGAACGUGCGCUCACAUACAAAAUGGAGGAGGUCCAGGUGACGGCGGUGGAUGAGAUCACCGUCGAGCAGGACUACGAGGGUAAAAUCCUGAAACAGAUCGCUCGAGUGCGUCUCUUCUUUUUGGCCUUCCUCACUGGCAUGCCCACCAUCGAGUUGGGCGUCAACGAUAUGUGGCGCCAGGGCAAAGAGGUGGUGGGACGACACGACAUCAUUCCGGUGGCCACCGAGGAGUGGAUUCGCUUGGAGGCGGUCGAAUUUCACAGUGUGGUCAAUCAACAGGAGUACGAACGUACGCGCACCAUCAAGUUCCAGCCACCAGAUGCCAAUUAUAUUGAACUGUUGCGCUUCCGUGUGCGUCCGCCCAAGAAUCGUGAACUUCCGCUGCAGCUGAAGGCCACCUGGUGUGUCACUGGCAACAAGGUGGAGCUGCGCGCCGACAUCCUUGUGCCGGGAUUCACUUCGCGCAAGCUAGGACAAAUCCCCUGCGAGGAUGUCUCGGUGCGCUUCCCCAUACCCGAGUGUUGGAUCUAUCUGUUCCGUGUGGAGAAGCAUUUCAGAUAUGGCUCUGUAAAAUCGGCCCAUCGACGCACGGGCAAGAUCAAGGGAAUUGAGCGCAUUCUCGGAGCCGUCGAUACGCUGCAGGAGUCGCUGAUCGAGGUGACUUCCGGCCAGGCGAAGUACGAGCAUCAUCAUCGCGCCAUCGUCUGGCGCUGUCCCCGUUUGCCCAAGGAGGGUCAAGGUGCUUACACAACACAUCAGCUGGUGUGCCGCAUGGCACUCACGUCAUAUGAUCAAAUACCCAGCGAACUGGCGCCAUACGCAUUCGUGGAGUUUACCAUGCCCGCCACGCAGGUCUCGCAUACCACCGUGCGCUCCGUGAGUGUCCAGGACUCCGAUGCCGAUGAGCCCCCCGAGAAGUAUGUCCGCUAUUUGGCACGGCACGAGUACAAGGUUGGCAUCGAGACCACGCACGGCGAGUCCACGAAUGCGUAUUUGGCGGCAACGCGUCCAAUACGCGAGGAGUCCUCCAGUGGCACAGGUGCUAGCAAAGCAACUGCCUCGCCAGUGCCACCAAGCGACUCAGACUCGGACUCCAAUUAAGCUGCAUCACACACACACGUACACAUAUAUAAAAUACACACUCACACACACACACACACACACACACACACAGAGACAAACAAUAGCGUUUGCUGAAUGGAAACCGAGUUUCUUAGAGUGCGACAGAAAGAUGCUUUGAUUAACAUCCUUUGCUUUAGCCCAACGUGUUCUCAUCGUAUUAGUUCAUUUCGUACACAUUACGUAUACGCGCCGUGUGAGUAGCUCGAUUAAAUUGGAUAAAUUGGAUUAGUUGACAAUAAAAAUAUAGGAAAAGCAAGCACAUGGGGCAUGGAGAGUCUCCCAAAAUGAAUGAUAAAAAGGAAUGAUGGAUUGUAUUGCAUUAUUGUAUCUAUUAUUGAGUUCUGUUGAUGCGUAUACUAAACAUACACUUACAUACUAGACAUACUAUACUAUAUAUAUGUGUAAUCUCAUCUCAAAUACUUACGAGUAAUUAGAUACGUUAACCAAAAAAAGGAGAAGAAGCGACCAAACGAUGCGAACAAACGAUCUGAGUUAUUGUAAGCGUACGUAAAGUCAACCCAUACAUAUGCAUAGAGAUAAUGGUUAAACAAGUUACAUACUUACAUACAUAUGCAACCCAAACACACACACACACACACACACACGCAUAUAUAUAAAUAACAUAUAUAAAACAUACUAUAUAUACAUACAUAUAAUAUAUGAGAGUUCAUAGUUAUUAACCUAUUAACUGAUGUUACAUACCUAUACAUUAAGGCGCAAGUGACAAGACAAAAGAGAAAUGAUAAGCAAUUUCGCAAAACAUCGUUCAAGUACGAUUUAAGUUAUCGUUGAAAGUAUUCCCCAAGAUCUGCAUAUGCAUACAACUACAUACAUACUUAUUAUUAUAUAUUGGAGUAUCGUAAACCUGGCCUCAACAGGCUAACGCACACACACACACACACACACACACACACACACACACACACUACAUAGAUUGAUGAGAAGAUUUUUCAAGAGUUUAAAUUUAUAUAUAUGUGUUACCGCCUAAAUAAAAUAAAAACUGCAGUUGAUGGGCAUAGUUGAAAUCCAAUCCGAUGUUUGCCACAACACUGCUGCUGGCAGCUGUUUCCGUUUCCGUUUCGCAGCGGAUCAUCACGAUCAUCGUCGUUAUCGCCCAUCGCCCAUCGCCCACAGCAAAGUAUAUAAAAAUCAAGAGUUAAACACACACUAAAAACAAAACUAAGCUUUAUUGAGACAUUGAUUUCAAAUUAUAAAUAAAUUCAAUUUACAUUUAACUUGAAGCAAAUACGGAAAUGCAUAUUCAAAAUGUUAUUGUUGUGAAUCAAACUAAAUUACAUAUUUAUUCAAAAGAAAAACAAAAGAAAAUAAAAACCAAAAAGCAAAAAAAAAAAAACUACAAAUUAAAAAAGAAAACCCAAAAACAAAACGUAACCUAAAUGAAUAGUGAAAAAUGAAUCGCAUCUUUGUUAAAUCAAGCAAAACAUAAAAAAAGUUUAUAAAGCAAACUACAUACAUACUACAUACAAGUAUUUAUUGAAGCAUAAAUGGAAAACCAAAGAAAAACAAAUACAAAAAAAAAAAAAACGAUAAAGAUUAAAUAAAAAUAUACAAAAAAUGGAAAGACAACCUAUACAUACAUGCG
Drosophila nasuta is the source of this 5437-nucleotide messenger RNA. It is a transcript of the gene stnB, whose product is annotated as stoned B. Gene Ontology annotation, biological process: regulation of endocytosis; endocytosis. The record is from RefSeq and is a predicted model, not a curated record. Lineage: Eukaryota; Metazoa; Arthropoda; Insecta; Diptera; Drosophilidae.